Chelmon rostratus (copperband butterflyfish) is the source of this 1702-nucleotide messenger RNA. It is a transcript of the gene mtg1, whose product is annotated as mitochondrial ribosome-associated GTPase 1. Gene Ontology annotation, molecular function: GTP binding; GTPase activity. The coding region runs from base 112 to 1071 and encodes 319 amino acids. Lineage: Eukaryota; Metazoa; Chordata; Actinopteri; Chaetodontiformes; Chaetodontidae. The record is from RefSeq and is a predicted model, not a curated record. The transcript has 11 exons. Gene Ontology annotation, cellular component: mitochondrion.
GUCAAAAUGUCCCGUGUAACAAGAGGUUUUGUAGCUAGUCGGUCAAAAUUUGUCUUUCAUUCACACAAAUAAAAGCCAGCCGUAGUUGUAUUUAGUUUAAAUUUAGUAGUAAUGAAACUGUUCCAGGCUCUCCGUGAUGUCAGCAAGUUCAGAACCGUUUUCGACUUCGGUGAACGGGAAGUGGCUCAUUGGUUCCCCGGACACAUGGCUAAAGGACUCAAGCAGAUGAGAGCCAACCUCAAGAAUGUGGACUGCAUCAUAGAGAUCCAUGAUGCCAGAAUCCCCUUCUCUGGAAGAAACCCCACCUUUCAGGAGACCCUAGAUGUCAGACCACAUCUGUUAAUUCUCAACAAGAUGGACCUUGCUGAUCUGUCCAAAAAGGAGAGAAUCCUGAAGACACUAAAAAAGAGCGGGGUGAAGAAUGUUGUUUUCACUGACUGUUUAAAGCAGAGAGACGACAACAUCAAGAAGGUGGCACCAAUGGUUGUGGAAAUUAUUGAGAGCCACCCGCGCUUUAACAGAGCUGAGAACACAAAUUAUUCCUUGAUGGUUACUGGAGUGCCCAAUGUGGGAAAGUCAUCUUUUAUUAACUCAUUAAGAAGAACACACUUGAAAAAAGGUCGUGCAUCCCGAGUAGGUGGGGAGCCAGGUAUAACUAGAGCGGUCCUGACUAAAAUUCAGGUGUGUGAGCGACCCAUAAUCCACCUGUUCGACACACCAGGCGUCUUGCCUCCUAAGAUUGAGAGUGUUGAAACAGGCAUGAAACUGGCUUUAUGUGGAACUAUUCUGGACCAUUUAGUGGGUGAAGACAUUAUCGCUGACUACUUACUCUAUUCUCUGAACAGGCUGGAGAAAUUCAGUUAUGUGGAAAAAUACGACCUCCAAGAGCCCAGUGAUGACAUCCACAGUGUCCUCAAACGCAUCGCCAUAAAACUCAGGAAGACUCAACGGGUCAAAGCCAUUACCGGAGUGGGAAACAUUACCAUCACUGUCCCAAACUACACAGCAGCAGCUUACGAUUUCAUAAGAGCCUUCAGGAAAGGAGAGCUGGGACAAGUAAUGCUGGACUGACCUGAGCGUUUGUGGGUUUUGCCGGUUUGCCCUCAGCCUGGAAGGAUCUAUAUUUAACCACAAAAGUGUCAUCAAGGGAGCAUAGUCAGGCUCUGUCCUCAUGCCUUUGACAUUUUGAGGACAUGAUGCAGUCAGUUUUGUUUAUGGAUGAUGUAAAAUGUCAACAAAGUGCUGUAUCCUUUGUAAAUAAAAGAACUGAACUUGAUUAAGGUAGGACAUUUGCUCUCAGCUUUGUUUUUAGAACACAUGAGGCGAAAAUCUGACUCAGUGUAAACAGGAUAUUUAUUAGCAUAAAGACAGUGAUAACAAACUCUUUAGUUAUUAUUCACACAAGUGUUGUAGCAGAUAGAGAGUGCACUUAUAGAUGUGGAACAGUCUGUUGCUCCUGAGUGUCAACUGCAGGUAAAAAGGCUCGUCUUGGAUGACAGACAGACGGAAACCCUCCAGAGACAUGAAUAACACUGUAAGAAGGAGUUUGUUUUCUAGUGUCCCUCCCAGCCGUGUCAUGGCUCAUACACAGGUCUGAGAAAUUAAUUAGCUAAAUUACAUAAAAGUGUUAUAAAGAGCAUGAGUUGCACAGAUAUUUGAGAUGAUUGUGGAAAAUCUUUUCCAAUACACGAUACUCUCAUUU